UUGUAGUUGGCCUUGCUGGUCAGAGACGCUACAACUCCGACAUUUUCUUUCGGUCACUGCCUAAUAAUAAUUUUUGUACUUGCCAUUUGAAGUUUAAAAAAUUUCACAGUGACUAAAUUAAGUGAUUAAAAAUAUAUAUUUUAUUCUACUUAAAAUAAAAUAUUGUCUCAAGACACUUAAAUCAUCAACCAAGUCAAUACCUGUAUCACUGACUGUAACUAUGAGUCAUGCAUACAACAAAUACAGUAUGAGUUCCAGGGGAAGAGGAUUCAGUUCCCGAGGAGGUGGAGGUGGAAGUAGUUCUUACCGAGGACGUGGUGGAAGUAAUUGGGAGACCAGCAGCAACGGUAGCAACAUGAGCCGAGGAGGCUAUGGUUCAUCACGUGGUGGCAGAUUUAAUAAAUACUCUUCUCAAAGUUAUGAUUCGCGCAGUAAAUAUAACUCCAGUGGAUCUUCUGAUCGGUAUUCCAGUAGAGGAGGCAGAGGUGAUCACUCAAAUAAUUACAAACGCCCACGGCAAGAGUCAUAUUCAAAUCGCGAUGAUCACAGAUCAUCAAGUGAUCGUAAACGUGUGAGGAAUGAUUCUUAUCAGGGUGAAAGCAGCAGCUCGCAGAGGUACAACAACCCAUCUUACGGGAGUUCAUCAAGCUCAACGGCUUAUAACGAGAAUAAGAGAUCAUCAUCAGCAGCUGCUUAUGAGGAUAAGAGGCAGAGUGAACGUGGAUCCUCUUAUCACCGUUCAGACGAACGUCAUUCUUCGACAUCGAGAAAUUAUGCAGCACCACCGCCUCCACGUAUUAGCGACAUGGCACCACCAUCACAGCGUUACAACAGUUCUAAUCGUGGCGGUGGACGUUUGUCACGUCAAAGUAGUAACUACCGCGGACGUGGUAUCUCAACACGUUCAAGAGGCGGUACUUUUCGAGCUGGGAGCUCACGUUCAGAUUUACUCUUGAGUCGUAAACGUGCUCUCACUUCAGCUCUUGAAUACCGUCGUAAGCUUCUGAGUUCGCGCUCACGCGAGUACAUUCAACGGGUACGAUUGGCCUCAUCUAAAAUACGCAGGAGUGGUACUAGGAUAUCCGGAAGUAAAAAGGAGUCAGGAACCGGGUCCAGUUUAAAGGAUAAGGAUAGAGUCGACAAGGCUCUUAAUGACGCUUAUUCCGAUGAGGACGAUGAUGAUGAAGACAAAGAUGCGGAAGAAAAUUGGGGUGCUGAUGAAAAGGAGCCUCAUUCAGACGAUGAACAAGACAAUAAUGAAGAAGAAAAUAAGUCAAAGGAUGAGAAGCGUAAGAAAGAAAAAUCUGAACGUAAAAAUGAUGAACAUGAAGAAUUAAAAGAUGGCGAAAUUAAAAGAGAAGAGAAUCAUGAUAAACUUGAGAAUGAAGAAGAAACUGAAGGUGAUGAAGAAAAAAACGUAAAAAUUAAAGAAGAAAGUAGAGAACCUGACGACACACCAAACAGUAGACGCGAAGGUGGUAGGCGAUUUAUUAAACUCAAUUGUCCACACUGUUCUCAUCGCAGUGUUACGUUCAAAGACUACUCAGUGCAUUUGUAUUCCGGAAGACACAAUACAGCUAUGAGACGAAUUGCAGCUCGUCAUAAGGCCAGCUUAGCUCGCAUGCGAGUAUUACAACGUCAAGAACAGCGCCGACAUGAAGCUCGAGAAGCGUCACGCGGAACUCUUCCGUCGCGGACGAUGUUUUGUCAAAUUUGCAAGCUUAAUUACCGGUCACUGAAGGCCGUACAUCACGCGUCUGAGUCUCAUCGUCAGAUUAAGAGGUUCCUUACACCCUUCUGUAGAGUUUGUAGAAUGCAAUUUCGGUCGCCGAUGCUCUUCGAAACUCAUACUUGUUCACUGGACCACAUCAAGCGCAAGAGUGUUGUCGAUGAAAAAAAAAGUGCAGGCAAUGCGGAGGCCGAUGGAGAUUCAAGCGCGAUGGAAGACGAUGACAAAGAUCAUAAUCUUGAUAACUUUAUGACACUUGACUCUGUUGGAGAUGUUGAUGCUGAAGAAGAUGAAGAGUCAUUGGAAAAAAAGAAAAAAGAAAAAAUUGAGACCGAAAGUCCAGCGGAGCCUGAAAAAAAACCUAAGCAGAAACAAACUAUUAAAGUAGGAGUUGAAUAUAUUAAAACUAUUCAAGUUCAAUUUUGCGAUCUUUGUAAAGUAUAUCUUCCACGUAAUGAAAAUUCUGAAAGAGCCUUGGCUUUUCAUUGUUCAACUAGAAGCCAUCUUAAACGUUAUGUUCGUGACAACGACGACAAAUUAUUACGUCGUCAAGCAGAAAGAAUCCAUCUUCAGACCUCAACCACCACAACAAAUAAUGUAACAAAUUCAACGAACCCUUCGGAGAAUGCAAAAGAUUCGCCAACUAAUGCACAGCCACUAACUACCAGCAUUAGCAAUGUGUCUGGAAAUUCAGAAACUUCUGUUGAAAGUAAUGCUGGUAAUGGCGGUAAUUGUCAAGAGAGCGAACCACAUCAAAAUUCAUCAGAAGCUGAUCCUCCUAUGAGUCCGUCAAAACAGGACAAAGCUCAAGAAGACGACGAUGAUUAUCAAAAUGACGGUGAUAAACUCUGGGAUGAUGUUGACAAAGAUUUAGGAGAUAUAUUACGGGAAGUCGAACCCGGUAAAUCGAGUGACGAUGAAGACACACGUUAUGACAGGUUCAAAAAUACUGACAAAAAAGCUCAACAUAACAAAGAUAAAAAUUCAGAAGAAGCUGAAGAUAAUAAUAAAAAAAAUGAAAUUAAAGUUAAGGUCGAAACUGCUGAGGAUUAAUUUUGUAUGAUUUUUUAUUUUAUAUUUUUUUUUACGCAGAUUUUCAUUUUAUUAUUUUUUUUUUAACUAAUCAAUUCAAAUUAACUGAAGCUAAUUUGGAAAUUAUGCGAGUUGUUAAUAUCGAAAAGCAUGAAUUUUACAAAUAAUCGGCUUAAUCAACAAUGUUUUGCUGCGGUAUAUAGGUACAUCAUUCAUCACA
Molecule: messenger RNA, 2981 nt
Organism: Cotesia glomerata
Lineage: Eukaryota; Metazoa; Arthropoda; Insecta; Hymenoptera; Braconidae
Exons: 12
Coding region: 221-2782 (853 amino acids)
Cellular component (GO): nucleus
Source: RefSeq, a predicted model, not a curated record